AUGCAGAAAGUCAAGGAGUGGCUCAAGCCAUUUUCUGAUUAUUUUCUUAAUGGUUUCUCUGACACUUUUCAAUUACUACUCGAUAAUUUCCUCGGGGAUUAUCUUGAAGACCCAAAAUAACUGAAUAUGGGCACUUUGCUCAAAGGAGUUGAGAUGUUGAAGCUCAACAAAACCUUCAUCAAUUAACUUCUCGGCCAAAGUUUGUUUACUCUUGAAGAGGCUUACAUAAAGUCUAUCAAAGUGGCUAAUUUAAAGUUUGAGGCUAGUGGAGUCAAAUUGGUGUUUGCACUGGUGAAGGAAAUCAAUAUAGACGAGUUAAAGGAAUAUUUAGAUAAAACUGAGGAGGCAAAAUAAAAGGAGAUCUUAAAGCUCAAUCAAUUGGCUCAGUUAAGAGAGGAAGUUUAUAAACAUUCAGAAUUCGAGUAGAGUGUAGACUUAACUAAAUCGAUGGGACCUCAAACAGGACUCAUUCAAUUCUUAGGCUUGGUUGAUACCUUGUUAAGUAAUUCCUCAAUUACGAUCAAGAAUAUUGAAAUUAUACUAAUAGCAGAAGGAGGAAAAUAAUAUGAAUUCCAUAUUCAUCAUACUAACAUCAAUUUUCAGAAGCAAAAUCUUAAUAAUUUACUUUUUAUAAGCUUUGGAAUAGAUCAGAUAGAACUCUAAUUGGAAAAAGAGUAAAUAGCCUUAAUAGAAAAUGCCUUAAAAUUUGAGAUGGUAGUGGAAACCAAAAAUGGGAGAGUGAACACAAAGGUGGAUGGAAAGAUCUCUUCCUUGGAUAUCGUACUCAAUACGAAGCAAAUUAAAAAUCUAUUGUCGACUGCACAAAAAUGCUUAUCGUUAACUGAUGAAUUGAACAAAAUCAUGAUGGAUUUAAAAGGAGAAACAUUGGUAGAAUUUGAUGAUGACUAAGAAUUCUAAUAAAAAUUAGAAAAAACAGAGUUCUCCUUUAUAAAUUCUCAAAACACAGUAACAACCAAUAAAAAGAAUGUACAACCUAAAUUAGUUCCCAAUUUCUCAUAUAUGGAUACUCUUAAUAAUAACUUAUAGUAGUCUUUGGCCUAACAUCCUAUUCCUCAACAAAAAGAAAAACAAUUCAUUGAGUUCUCUCAGAGUAUCUUCAAUACCUCACAAGAACAAUUGGAUUUUGGAAGCAGGAGUGUGAAAAAUUAGGCUGAGACUUUUAAAUGCUAAUUUGAUGGUAUUAGAAUAGCUGUAAGUGAAAAUUCAUAAACCUUUCCAAAAUUAAAAGGAAGAUUCUUCUAAGAUCUUGAAAGUCACUUCUUUAUUGAAAUCAUUAAGAUCUAGGGAAGCUACCAUAAAGAUAAUAUCAAAUUUUAAAUACAAAGUAUUGGAGCUCACAGGGUUAGAGCAGAUUCCAAUAAUGCUAUCAAUAUAGUUUAAAGCUAAGAGAUCUUUAGAAGCUGUCUUGAAAACCCUAGAUAUCAAUUCUAUGUAACUCCUGUGAUAAUGAUGGGAUUGGGAGAAUAGGGUAGGGUAGAGUAAGACUUUGCCAUAUAUAUAUUUGACAAACUCUAGGAGGAAUGUAAACCGUGCAAGGCAUUGGAAAUGUCUAUUCAAAUCUUCAAUGGCAAAAAUAGAGAAAAGUUUUAUAUGGCAAAUAUGCAGGUCUCAGAUUUCAUUGGUUCCUUAAACCAUGAAUUAUGUUUAAAUCUAAUGCAAUAUCUCCCUUAGAGCGAAGUAUAGAAAUUACCAGACUAGGAAAUCAAAAAGCCAUGCAUGUUUGGAUUUGACAUAAAACUCCCAUAUGUUAAUCUAAAUUACUUCAUAAACAAUAAACCUAUUUCGUUAAGAGCGAAAGAUAUCAAACUCAAAUAAACUCCCGUUAAAAAAUUCUCACAUAAAUUAGGAGCUAUUGAAGCUUAUGAGGGAAUCCCUAAAAAUGAGAAUCCUUUACAAUUCCUUUGCAUCUCCUUUUUCUCAAUUUGGAUUGAGUUUUCAGGAUAAAACAUAGUGACUAUUGGAUAGAACGUAGUUGAUGAUUUACAAAUAUAUCCAUUAAUUUACAUAAGCUUUUAAGAAAAGAAAGAUGUCAAGAAGAAUGGCAAAUCAGAUUUAAGAGGGGCAGUUCAAUACAGAUAAGAGAGAAGUGAAACCCUCAUCAGAGGAUCACUUCCCUUAGUUGAUGUUCGAAUCACUUAGGAACUAUUAUAUUGGUUGAUCUCAUUAAAUUAAUAUUUUGAGAAGCAAUAGAAUUUAACUAAUAAAAAGAAACCUUAGCGUUAAUUAAAAGAGGAAUCACUUACUUAUAUACAAUUAAAUAUAGAAUCUUCAUCCUUAAAUAUGUUGGAUCAUUUAAAUAAAGAUCUAUUACAAAUUGAUUUAGAAAAAACUACUCUUAUUUCUUCUAAAUAAACUAUUAUAUUAGUUCAAAAUAUAUUGGUUAUUGAUAAUUAAUGUCCUUUGGUGAAAUUUAAUAGAAAUAUACUCUAAUAAACAAUUAAAAAAUACUCUGCAACUUAAAUUAUGUUAUAUAGAACACACUCAAAUUAAUUUAGUUCUUAGAUUAUUUUUGCAGGAUAAAAGCGAUUAUAUUAAAAGCCAAUCGAAGUAGAUUACGACAAUUAUAUUUUUAAAUUGUAACUUGGUAAAAUGAUGAGAAUAUCAAUUCAGAAUAUUUGUCUAAGAAUACCUGAUUUCUAAUUCACUUCAUUUAAAAAGCUGAAUCAUAUUUUAUAAAACUUUAAAUAGAAUACAUAAAAGUAAUAACAACACUAGGCUUAGCAAGAAAAAGAAAUGGAAAUUGAAAUCAGAGUUCAUAAUAACUUAUUUUUGGAUAUCUUUCCAAUCAAUGAAGUAGAAGAACUAUCUAAUUAAGGAUUGUAAACCAUCAAAGAGUUCUCGAAUAGUAGAGCUUUAAUUCAUAUCGAAGAAUUGGUUUACAAUAAAAGCUCAACCCUAUAAUAAGCUAGAUUAUACGUUGGCAGACAAAAUGGAUUGGAGUUUCAAUGUCCCUUAAUUCUUGAGAAUUAUUUUGAGAAAUUAAAUGCUUUUUAAUUCACAUCAGUACUAACAAUUGAAUAACUUAAAUUUAUUAAUAAUACCAUUAGAGUGGAUUUAAUCAAGGGCAAUUUCAGAUUUGACAUCAUUUAAACAAUCCUGGAAAUCAAUGAAGAAUUAUAACCUUACAUUCCUUAAACUGUUCCUUAGGAUCCUACAAAAAAAGAAUAUUUUAUCUAAGGAGAUUUCUCUAAACCACUAAUUGAAGGAGAGCAAUUAGAUAAUAAAAUCGAAAUAAUCAUAGGGAAAUUGCUGAUCCAUUUGGAAGAAGGACAUACUUUUUAUUAAAUGCCACUUUAUAUGGAGAAUACAAAUUCUAAACAUAAAACUUUUGGAGAAGAGCUCUAAGAAUACGUUGAAUAGUCUGAUAAGAUUCAAAAUAAAACAUUAGACACUGUUAGUUUGUGUUUUACAAAUGUAAAUUUAUAAACAGAGUUAUAUUCCAAAGGGUAAACUGGUAUUAAAUUCUAAUCUCAUUUUGAAAUUGAAGAUAAUAUUAAAGAUUCUAAAUUCAAGCUCCUAUUAAGUCCAGAUACAGAAACAUUUUGUUCAGAGGAUAAAAGUUUUCCAAUAGAAAUUGGUUUAAUCUUGGAAAAUUAAGCCUACACAGCAUCUGUAAAGAUUUCUCCAAUGAGAAUCUGCAUAUCUGGAGCUUUCCUUUAAUUUGUUUUCAAUUUCUAAAAUAGUUAAAGUUGGAUACAAAAAUAAAUUUAUGAGGAUCAGAUUCAAAUUUUUAAUUCUGUCCAAAAAUCGCCUUAGAUUUGGUUGAAGGGUCUAUAAAUUAUUGACACAUGCUUCAAUCUUUCAUAUGAUUCUAAAGGAUUGUAAAUGGAUGAUCUCCUGAAGGGGUUGUUAAGAAUUAGCUCAUUUUAUGAUUUACAAAUACCGAUAAAAUAUAUGAACUCCUAAAUUCGAGGAUCUCCUGAAGAAGUAAUUAAUUGUGUUUUAACAUAAUUCUAAUAAAGUUUAGGCUCUAAAUUGAUGAUUGCUGGUAAAGCAUUAACCACUUUGGAAGUCUUCUCAACAGUUACUAAUCUAGUGAAAGGCACUUUAAAUUUACUUCUAAAACCAUUGGAGGAGGGAUUUCUUAAAGGUACUAAAAAAGGAGUCUAAGAAUUCUCUAAUUCCUUAAUAAUUGCCUUACUCAAUACCUUGAAGGUUCCUUCGUCAGUGAUUAUAACUGGAGGUGAAACAGUGGGCUUAUAAUCUUUGACCCUGCCGUUCAGAUUCGUUAAUGAAAGAAGCAAUUAACUCUUAGAUAAAAUUAGUCCUUCAAUGAUUCCAAAAAGAUUCUUCAAAAGAUAGUGA
Messenger RNA from Paramecium tetraurelia, 4326 nucleotides. RefSeq lists its product as uncharacterized. The record is from RefSeq and is a predicted model, not a curated record. The transcript has 3 exons. NCBI's taxonomy places the organism in Eukaryota, Ciliophora, Oligohymenophorea, Peniculida, Parameciidae.